This is a messenger RNA of Annulohypoxylon truncatum, 2869 nucleotides long. Its product is annotated as Indigoidine synthase A like protein-domain-containing protein. The record is from RefSeq and is a predicted model, not a curated record. The transcript is spliced from 5 exons. Bases 248 to 2593 code for a protein of 781 amino acids. Gene Ontology annotation, molecular function: pseudouridylate synthase activity. NCBI's taxonomy places the organism in Eukaryota, Fungi, Ascomycota, Sordariomycetes, Xylariales, Hypoxylaceae.
CAUGUACCUAGAUGCUGAAGGGCGCAACAUCGUCUAUAAACCAUCCGAUUCGGCGACUUUAGCUCAUUUCACUCAUGGGCAUAUAGAACCAAGUGGUAUAACCACUCCUGGCUCUCCUGGUACCUCGAAAUAUCUAAUCAGGUCGGGAUUGAUGCACGCGUUUUUAUGCAUAUUCAGGUACUUUGAUCCUGAGAGUAUCCAUUUUGUCGUUUAGAUUCCUAAAGGAAGCAAACUACGUUUACCUGCUAUGAGGUUUCUGAGUAAACCGUGGCUCGUGGCCAGGAGUCGUUAUAGCCAUGUCGCCUACCAGAGGCUAUUUUCAAGCUCAAGGAAGCUAAGCCAAGUAUCAAACCGGGCACAUUUAGCAGCUUUGAAAGGAACCCUCAAAGUAUCCGAAGAGGUGACUGAUGCAUUAGCUACAAACAAGCCCGUGGUCGCGCUUGAAUCAACCAUUUAUACUCAUGGAGCUUUAGGUAAUGACCUAGACUUGGAGGGCGUCGUUCGACGCAACGGUGGUGUGCCUGCUGUCGUUGGUAUCCUAGGAGGGGUGCCUACGGUUGGCCUCCUACCUGACGAAGUCGCUCGCAUGGUCGAAGGUUCACCAAAGAAAGUAUCUCGACGAGAUAUUGCCUACCUAGUUGGCAUGGGUCUGGCCGGUAAUAAGACCCAUGGAGGGACAACCAUCGCCGGCACUAUGAUUCUCGCAAGGCUUGCCGGAAUCCGAGUUUUCGGGACGGGUGGUCUUGGUGGUGUACACCGUGGUGGACACGAAUCAUUCGAUAUUUCUGCCGAUCUUACCGAACUUGGUAGGACGCGGAUGGCAGUAAUCAGCAGCGGUUGCAAGGGAUUUCUGGAUAUUCCUAGGACUUUGGAGUAUUUGGAGACUCAAGGCGUGCUUGUGUCGACCUUCGCCGACGGCCGGACAGGUGCCGUAGAUUUCCCAGCAUUCUGGGCGCGAGACAGUGGCGUCAAGAGCCCAUCUAUUGUUCACGAUGAGGAACAGGCGGCUUCUAUUAUCCUGGCACAAGAGAGGUUGGGCAUUGAGUCAGGUCUGUUACUCGCUAAUCCGAUACCUGAGGAGUUUUCUAUUCCUCGGAGCGAGAUGGAUGUUGUUAUUGAACAAGCUGUCAACGAAUCAACGCAACAAGGGGCUCUUGGCAACGAAAACACCCCUUUCAUCUUAAAGAGGAUCAGGGAACUCACCCAGGGCAGGAGUGUGCCAGCAAAUAAAGCCUUAGUGCGGGCGAAUGUAGAACGAGCUACCAAAAUAGCUACUGCGCUUUCACGGCUCAUCGCGGAAGAAUCCUUACCACCUAAGACAUCGGUGCAGAAACCCAGCUUUCAAAUCGGGAAGGGGAAUACACCGAUAGACGAACCAACAAAAGAUACUGAUGUCAUUUCUCAGGCAGAUAUUUUGGUCGCCGGUUCCGUGGCUGUUGACUUAAGCUGUGACUAUGUCGGCGAAGACUCGUUAGAACACCCCCCUCCUCAUCUACAUACAUCCAAUCCAGCCCAUAUCGGCCAAUCUAUAGGUGGCGUUGGUCGCAACGUGGCGCUUGCGGCCCAAAGAGUCAUGCAAAGUCCCAAAGUGAGACUCUGUAGCUUGAUUGGUGAUGACAUCGCUGGCUCAACUAUACUCUCUUCCUUACACACAAGCGGCAUGGACACAUCAUGCAUUAGGCAACUGAGCAGCGAGCAUUACCCAUCUAGUCGGACUGCUCAGUACGUGGCGGUCAAUGAUGCUUACAAAAAUCUAGUCAUGGGAAUGGCGGAUAUGGGGAUUUUUGCAGCUCACUCAUUCCCAGAGCACUGGAAUUCUACAAUAAGAGCAUCAAAGCCUAAGUGGCUGGUGGUUGAUGGCAACUGGACAGACCAUGACAUACGAACUUGGAUACGGGCUGGCAAAGAUAACGAUGCCCACGUAGCUUUCGAGCCGGUUUCGAGGGAGAAGUCUACCCGUCUUUUUUGCAACGAAAAAGACCUGGAAAAUCUGGGCAUCUUCCCAAAACAUAGUGUCGACCUAGCGACGCCUAAUCAGUAUGAGCUGGCAGCUAUGCAUGCAGCUGCACAGCGAUACGAAUAUCUAGACAACCCACGGUGGUGGGAGAUUAUCGACGCUUUCGGCAUGAGAGGGGCGAGGGAUCGCUUUAUUAAGCUUACCUCUGCUGACAUGACAGAUGACGGUAUUCCACAGCAGGUCGUCCAGCUUCUUCCAUACAUCCCUACCAUCAUCACCAAGAUGGGAAGUGGUGGCGCUUUGAUGGCAACGGUCUUGAGGAGGGACGAUCCUCGCCUAUUGGACCCGGCGUACGAGAGGUUCAUCCUCUCAAGAUGCCUUAAUGACCAUCCAGAUGUUGGAGGCGUCUAUAUGAGACUGUUCCCGGCCAUAGAAGAGGUGGAUGACAUCGUCUCAGUAAAUGGAGUUGGCGAUACGUUCCUUGGUGUACUGAUUGCAGGUUUAGCACAGGGCGGGAGAGCUGAGAACAUCCUGAACAUUGCUCAGAAAGGUGCCGUCUUAACGCUUCGAAGUCCUGAGUCUGUAAGCGAAGACUUAGGUACUUUAAGGGGUGAGCUAAGCGCUGCUGUGAUUUAACUACGAUAGCUUGGCUUCGGUGCAUCUUGGUAUCGAGGGCUAUAUUAUUUCAAUUGUAAUAGGUGUAAUGUAUGGAAAAGUAUAAGUAUGAUCUCAUGUCUGAUGGGAAAUAUUACGAUGAUAGGUACAUAUAAAACAGUACGUACCUUAAGCUGCAAGAUGGGACAGGGGUAGUGGCGCUAGAUAGUGGGGCACAUGCAAUGCUUCUGAAAGGUAAAAAAAAAGUUCAAUCGGUGCUACGAUAGCAAUUCUGAUCUUUGCCAUGCUAAAUUCAAC